AUGGCAACUCAAACUCAAGUUCUCAAACGUAAUGCUGUUCAACCAGCACGAAUUCAUGAUUAUCUCUAUGAUCCUCUAUGUACAUUAUCAGGAGUUCGUGAUCAUGCUCGAGCAACAUUUGUAGCGAAAACUGGUACUGAACAAGUGCAAGCUGUACCUGUUUAUCAACAUUUAUUCAGUGAUUUACGUCAAUACCCUCGUUUUGCUUAUCGACUACAAUCUCGAGAUCCUGUUCCAACACAUGUCAGUCGUCAAUGGUUAGGACAAGCAGAAGCGCAUCGAGACCAAAUUGCUCUAUCUCGACUUUUUACGGGUAAUGAUGCAUUCGUUGUACCACCACGAACUUAUGAUCAUGUUGAUGUGGGAGGUCGUGAACGUUCAAAAUUCUUUCGUAAACCACUUAUACCAUUUAUGGAAAGUGUUCAACCACUUCUAGUACUCGAUACUGGUCGAUCAGGUACAGGUACUUUUGUUGAUAUGACAGGACACCCUGGUACAGGACUUCUUAGUCCAGGAAAAUCAAUGAUGUCAUCUAUACAACCAGCAACAAGAACACAAGCUAUUCAAACUGAUUAUAUGGAACGUGAAGCUCAAACUGAUCCAUAUACACCUGAAUAUGUUGUGAAACCAGGUGAACAACCAGAAGUAUUAACAUUGGCUACUCUUAUGUAUAAAAAAGGUCUUCCUGCUGGUCUUGCAGAAGUAGAAAUGAUUGAACGUGCACGUGCUAAACGUCAAUGGGAAGCAAGUUUACCACCACUUGAUGAUCCUCAACAAUGGGAAAAACGAUUUAAAAUGAUGAGUGAUAUGGAAAGACAUGAAUGGCUUUUACGAGAAAAUGAAAUUGAAAAAUUACAAAAUCUUCGUAUUGAAUUAUUAGAAAAAAUGCUUAAAGAUAAUGAAACUCGUCGACAUGAUGGAGCUAUUGAACGUAUUAAUCGACAAUGGAGUAAGAAACAAAUUCAACGUGAAGAAUUUGUUAAAACAAAUCGUCUUCAUUAUUUACGAGCUAUACGAGGUUUACUUAAAAAACGAUCACAAAUUGAAACAAAAUAUAUUAAAAAUGAUAUUAUUCGUGAUUAUACAAAAUUUGAAUCAGCAGCUUAUGGUCCAUUAACACGAAAUGGUUAUUUUCCAGAUAAACUCACAGAUAAAUAUUUAGUGAAAAGUCGAUUUUUGGAUACAUAUACAGGCUUACUUGAACUUGAAUCAACGUUGCCAUCAAAUGCAUUGAAGAUUCGUCUUCCAGAACCGAAAAGACUUGCUACAACUAAAGAUGGACAUCUUAAACGACAUUUUCGACGUGAAAGAGAUCUGACUAAUAUAUUCAAGGAUAUUGCUGCAGAAAAAGAGAAAAAACUCGAAGAACCAAAACCACUUCGAUUUUUGGUUAAAGUCGAAAAACCAAUACCAAGACCACCAACACCUAGCGUCGAUGUACCUAAUCCGGAAGAUGAAGAACGCGAAAAAAGUAUUAUUUAUCUACAAAAACUUCUUCGUGGUCGUGCUACACAAAAUAUGAUGUACAAAAAUAAAGAAGAACGUAUUGAAUUAAUUGAAGAAAUGCGUAGUACACAUGCAUUACAAGAACAAGAUAUGAAUAUGAAAAAACUUCAACGACAAGAUAUUCAUACAGCUCAAUAUGUUCAAAGAAAAGAAAUUUCACGAGAAGAUUUUAUUGAUUCAAUUCUUCAAACAUUGGAAGGCGAAGCUAUGGGUGAUAUGAUGGAUUAUUUAUCAAAAGAAUUAAUACGUCUCCAAGAAGAACGUCGUAUUGCUGCAUUUGCUAUGUUAGCUGAUCGACAACGACGUUUACGUGAAGCUGAAGAAUCUGGUUUAAGACAAGUCGAAGAACGACGACGACGUGAACAAGAUGAACUUUUUAAACAAACACUGAAAAUGACUCAAAAUACAGUCGAUAGUUAUUUAGAAGAUGUUAUUCUAGCAAGUACUCUUGAUACAUCUACUGAACAAACUCGUACUGAAAUUCAUGAACAAGCUAUAGCAAUCGAUGAAAUUGCACAUGAUAUGGAAGCAAAACGAACUCAACUUGAAUCUGAAGGUAUUGUAGCAGAAUUAGUUCAUGGUUUUCUUAUACCAGAAGUUGCUAAACAAGAAAGUCGUAAUAAAGUCCGUCUUGCUCAACAUAAAUAUUUAUUAGCUGCUCAUCAAGUUGUUAAAGAUAGUUCUGCUGAAAAUCUUAAUGAAUCAGCUAUAUCUGAAAGACAACAAUCAGCAUCAACUAAUCAACAAGAUCAAUCAACAAAUGAUGAAGAGAAUCGAAAUCGUGAAGAAGAAGAAGCUGAUGAUGAAGAACAAAAUCGUACAUAUGAAAGAGAUGAAAAUGAACAAGGAGAAGAUGAUGAAAAUCGUGAUGAUGAAUCUAUGCGAAGAGAAAUUGAUAAUGAAAAUGAAAAUGAUAUCGGUGAUGCAGAUGAAGAAGACUAA
Molecule: messenger RNA, 2448 nt
Organism: Adineta steineri
Lineage: Eukaryota; Metazoa; Rotifera; Eurotatoria; Adinetida; Adinetidae
Source: the annotation of a GenBank genome assembly